Molecule: messenger RNA, 648 nt
Organism: Trypanosoma grayi
Lineage: Eukaryota; Euglenozoa; Kinetoplastea; Trypanosomatida; Trypanosomatidae
Exons: 1
Coding region: 1-648 (215 amino acids)
Source: RefSeq, a predicted model, not a curated record
AUGUCCACGGAGGCGACCCCUCAACGUGGCCUGCUGCCAGCCAUUGUUAUCCAGCAGGCCAUCGCUCAGCAGUUCGGCAGCAACGCUGCAACGGACGCGCUGCGCCAGACGCCACCACCACCACCACCACAGCAGCCACCGCUGUUGCUCCGCGUGGAGGUGGAGACGCGACAGGGUUACGUGUACGAGGGGAAGCUUGUCGUGCUGGACGACGACUACAACGUGAGCCUCGCGGAGGCGACAUCGUGGCGUGACCGCCUCUGCGACGUGGAGCGUGCGCUGUUGGCAGCGCAGGGUUUUCCCGCGCCCGCGGCGAGCCCUGCAACGCGGCGGCGAUACGUUGGCUCCGUCUUCAUCCGCAGCAGCAACCUGUUUAUGCUGCGGUUCCUCCAAGACGAGGGGUCUGCCAGUAGCCCCACGACCAGCAGUAACAACAAUAAGGCUGGUGGUGGUGCUGCUGCCACCCUGAAGUCUGCGUUCAAGUCUAUGGCGGUAAAGGUUAAACGGCAGAUUAACAUGGAGCGGCAGAAGAAUCGCAUAGAACGCCGGCAACGCCUACGAUUGGGGACGAAGGCGGUGGUUAACGGGGAGAAUGGCGGAGGCAAGACAAGGCCGAAAAGGGCAAGGCGAACUGGGGCUGCGUCGUGA